CUUAGAUUAAAUUUUGGAACACCAUGCAUUGUUUUCCAUGUUUCUCUACGCCAAAGAGUAAAAAAUCUCCAACUAGGAAUGAGACCAACGACAAUGAAAGCAGACCACAUGCAAACGAGAAUAAACAUGCAGAAGAAGCAGAGCAAUUGGAAGAAACGACGUUGAAGACGUUCACUUUCCGAGAACUAGCGACGGCGACAAAGAAUUUCCGGCAAGAAUGUUUGUUAGGAGAAGGUGGAUUCGGUAGGGUUUACAAAGGAACCCUUCAACCUACUGGCCAGGUAGUGGCUGUAAAGCAACUAGACAAGCAUGGACUGCAUGGGAACAAGGAGUUUCAAGCAGAGGUCUUGUCAUUAGGCCGACUCGAUCAUCCCAAUCUUGUUAAGCUUGUAGGAUACUGUGCUGAUGGAGAUCAAAGGCUUUUGGUCUAUGAUUAUGUCACUGGAGGUUCUCUCCAAGACCAUCUUCAUGAGCUAAAAUCAGACCGUGGACCAAUGGAUUGGACGACAAGGAUGCAGAUAGCGUAUGGCGCAGCGCAAGGGCUUGAUUACUUGCAUGAUAAAGUGAAUCCACCCGUGAUAUACCGUGAUUUGAAAGCUUCAAAUGUUUUGUUGGACGAUGACUUGUGUCCUAAGCUUUCUGACUUUGGCCUGCAUAAGCUAGGACCAGGGACGGGUGAUAAGAUGGUGGCUGUAACUUCUCGUGUAAUGGGAACUUAUGGUUACUCCGCUCCUGAGUAUACACGAGGAGGAAACCUCACCUUGAAAUCAGAUGUCUAUAGCUUUGGAGUUGUGUUGCUUGAGCUCAUCACUGGUCGAAGGGCUCUUGAUACUACUAGACCUAAUGAUGAACAAAACUUAGUUUCUUGGGCACAACCACUGUUUGGAGAUCCAAAGAGAUACCCUGAUAUGGCAGAUCCAGUUCUUGAGAAUAAAUUCUCAGAGAGAGGGCUAAACCAAGCAGUGGCCAUAGCUUCAAUGUGUGUACAAGAGGAGGCAACAACUCGUCCUCUGAUAAGCGAUGUAAUGGUUGCACUUAGCUUCCUUUCCAUGUCUACAGAAGACGGUGUUCCCACAACUGUUCCUAUCCUAUCCUUCAGGGACAAGAGCAUGUCUAUAGCCUUAAGCCGACAUGAUUCAGAUCUUGCAUCUUCUAAACUAGCAGUAGAAGAUGAAAAGUCUAGUACAUCAUCAGACAAAGAAUCAUCUGUGGACAGCAUGAAGGAGAGAGUAAUCAAACGUGAGGAGGAAGAUAGCUCGAGCGAAUCUGAUGAUGGGUCUGGUUCUAACUCGGAUGAAGAACAUGAAGAGGAUCGAAACAGUUCAUCAACAGAGGCUAUUGAUGAGAAGAACCAGGCGCAGAGCUUGAAGAUAAACUAUAGAUAUAGUUGGGAAGAAGUGGAUGUUAGUGAUGAGAAGCUAAGCAGUAAAGGCAGCCAGAAAUCAAAUGAUGAGAGCAUAUAUUCGUGCUAUGAUAUCGACGUAGACCAUGAUGAUUCACUUAGGAAUAAGGAAAAAAAGGAAGAAGAAAACAUUCACAGCUCAAAAAGUGAUGAUGAUCAAAGUGUUUACUUUGAUGAUGAAUCAGGAGAUGAUAAUGAGAUAUCUUUUCAUCGGAUAAAAUCAGAGGUGGAUGUUGAUUAUGUUGAAGAUGACAGUGGAACUUCUUUGCACCCAGUUAAAUAAAAGGUCUAAAGUGAUUGAUUCUACAUAAGAUUGAAACUUUCUUCAUGGUUUUUUUUUAUUCAUCCCUUAAUGCUAAAGACAAAAGAAUUUGAAUCAUUUGGAGAUUUAUUUUUUGAAAAACACUCUUAGUUAGGAAUAUAAUAUACACUUUGAAGUUUUUCUUUACAAAUCUAUAACCAUUUCUAUUUGUAUAUGAUGAGGAAAUUUUGGAUUGAUAGAUAGCGUACCAAAUGUACAAAUCAGUUGAUCUGAUUAAAACAAAAAAAACAUAGUCAGAAGUUGUGACUUUUAUUAUUACAUACAUAUAUGGUGUUUUGAAAAGUUUAAUGAAACACACUAAAGUGUCAGUCUCCUUUAAGAUAUAGUAUUUUAAACAAACAAAAAAAAAGCAUGUGUGACAUAACAAAGACCUAAAUAUGAAUCUUACCAAAUCAUCAAAUCUUAGCUAUGAUUGUAUGACUAUGAUGAGCAGUAUUAGAUUUUGCGCAUGAAAAAAGAAAGAAAUUAGAUAAAAUUAAGUCUCGUAAAUUAUAUACUUAUCCGAUAGAA
Brassica rapa (field mustard) is the source of this 2234-nucleotide messenger RNA. Its product is annotated as receptor-like kinase LIP2. Gene Ontology annotation, molecular function: ATP binding; protein kinase activity. Lineage: Eukaryota; Viridiplantae; Streptophyta; Magnoliopsida; Brassicales; Brassicaceae. The record is from RefSeq and is a predicted model, not a curated record. Gene Ontology annotation, biological process: protein phosphorylation.